This is a messenger RNA of Trichoderma asperellum CBS 433.97, 1551 nucleotides long. RefSeq lists its product as uncharacterized. The record is from RefSeq and is a predicted model, not a curated record. Gene Ontology annotation, biological process: hydrogen peroxide catabolic process; response to hydrogen peroxide. Gene Ontology annotation, cellular component: mitochondrion; cytoplasm; peroxisome. Lineage: Eukaryota; Fungi; Ascomycota; Sordariomycetes; Hypocreales; Hypocreaceae. Gene Ontology annotation, molecular function: catalase activity; heme binding.
AUGGCUCAUAACAAUGAGGCGCCCAAAGGGGGCGCAAGUGAUAAUGGACACCAGAAAGAGCCGAAGUUCUAUACGACGUCAAAUGGAUGCCCAGCAAGAAAGCCCGAAUCUUCUCCCACAGCUUCCAAUAUGCUACUUCUACGAGACUUCCAACUCAUUGAUCUCUUGUCGCAUCUUAACCGAGAGAGAAUUCCAGAGCGAGUUGUUCACGCCAAAGGAGCUGGCGCAUUCGGAGAAUUCGAGGUUACGCAUGAUAUCUCAGACAUAUGUAGUAUUGAUAUGCUGAAUGGAAUUGGGAAGAAGACACAAUGUCUUGUUCGCUUUUCCACUACUGGCGGCGAGCGUGGUUCUGCUGAUUCUGUUCGCGAUGCUCGUGGGUUUGCCGUCAAGUGCUAUACCAAUGAGGGCAACUGGGAUUGGGUAUGGAACGAUGUGCCUUUCUUUUUCAUCCGAGAUCCCAUCAAAUUCCCAAGCAUGAUACACGCCCAAAAAAAGGAUCCUCGCUCUAAUCUGCGAGACCAAACGAGAUUCUGGAACUGGGUUAUUCAGAACCCAGAAUCACUCCAUAUGGUGAUGUGGCUGUACAGCGAUUACGGCACUUUCUCUUCGUAUCGCCACAUGAACGGAUAUAUGGGACAUGCCCAUAAAUGGGUGAUGCCAGAUGGAUCGUUUAAAUAUGUUCACAUGUACUUGGAGGCCGACCUAGGGUAUAAAAAUCAUUCUGACGAAGAUAUUCCACACAUGACUGGCAGCGACCCUGAUCAUGCUGCUCGAGAUCUUUAUGAUGCUAUUGAACGUGGUGAAUAUCCGACAUAUACAGCCAAAGUGCAGGUUAUUGACCCAGCAGAUGUCCGAAAGUUUGGAUACAACAUCCUAGACAUGACAAAACACUGGGAUAUGGGAACAUACCCGGCCGAUCUAGGGACAGUUGGUGCCAGGGUAUUCGGCAAACUCACGUUGAACCGAAACCCAGAAAAUCACUUUGCUGAAAUUGAGCAAGCCGCGUUCUCUCCAUCUCAUUUAGUUCCCGGAAUCGAGCCUUCAGAAGACCCUAUGUUACAAGCGCGAUUCUUCGCCUAUGCAGAUGCGCAGCGUUAUAGGCUUGGAGUCAAUUAUCAACAAAUUCCGGUCAAUCAACCAAAGAAUGCUUUUAAUCCACUACUUCGAGAUGGAGCUGCUUCUGUCUUGGGAAACUACGGCUCUCACCCAGGUUUCAUGACUGCUGAGGACAAAAUGCAGUUCCGCAACUUUGACAGCACGUCUACACCUGAACACAAAAAAUGGCUGGCUGAGAUUGCGUCGGAGUCAAGCGAGAAGAAGGAAGAACUGGAUCUUAUGUUUGCACGUACCUUUUGGACGCACUUAGAUGAUCCACAGUACGAAGGCUGGCAGGACAGGAUGGUGAGAAGUCUUGGCCGCGAUAUUGCCAGCGUUGAAAUGGAGACGAGAGACCAGGUUUUCCAAACCUUAAAGAGAAUUCACAAUGGAUUAGCGGCUAGAGUAGAAGAGGAGGUAGAAAAACGUCUUGCUCAAGCGAAAUCACACCUUUAA